GCCAGUAUUCCACUGAGUGCGGCCAAGAAGCGAAUCGGUCCCAAAUCCCGCACACGAGGCACGGAGAGCCAAACUCAAUCGCCGGUUUCGGCUCGAAAUUGUCCGGAAUGUCAACGUCGCCUGGACCAGGUUCAAAUGGCCUCGUAUUGCCACGAGGCUGCGGUAAGGGAGGCCGUGGCCCUCCAGGAUAAAUCAAUCGCGGUGGAAGGUUCGGAGAGCGAUCGUCCACAGGCAUUCUUGGCGGAUUUUUCCGUCAUCGAUGCCCGUGGUCAUGUGGUGUCGUUUUUUGAUGGGCUAGUGGAUCGAGGCAAGAAGCUGUAUAUGAACGGUUUGGUCAAAUCGGUCUUCAGUGACCCGGUGUCCGAAUCGAUUCCAUCGGGUGUGUAUGUUCGCCAAGCGGGUCCGAUUGUCCAAUGGUGGACCACGGGGUUCAAUAAGGGCGAAAAUGUGGUCAUUGGGGUGAGCACGGAUCUGGCCGAUUAUCACUUGCAAUUACCUAGUUCGGAAUAUGCCCGAAUCAUGCAGAGCCUACACGAACGUACGAUUUUGACCAAGAUGGUGUUCGAAAUCGCGGACUCGGCCUUUGAAACGGCCAGUGAUAUCACUUAUGAUGAGUUGUUGGUCCAGAUGGAGGCUGAUGCUUCCAAACAUGGCUUGGAUUUCUUUUCUGAAGAACACCUACUGAACAAUGCUCGCUUCAUUGUGGAUCAUAUCGGCAGCUUUGAAGAGGCGGGUCAAGACGGCGAAGAUGAAGCGCUGCGCCUAAUUGACUCCAGUUGCAUGGCCAAACUUGUACGAUAUUCGGGUCAAUUUGAUCGGCUACGUGAUAAGAAAUCCGAAAUCAAACGGAGUCGGAAAUCGAAGAAAAGGGUUACAACAGCGUCCAAGAAAUUGGUCGUCAAGCGCACCUUCUCCAAAGCCACCACUACACCCUUGAUUCGACACGUCUUUGAGUCCGUGUUCAAGCAUCAGAUCGCCGUGGAUCUGAUGAAUCAGGGGACUGGUCCAUCAGCCACCGCUGGUGCGUCUAUUAAUCCACCGGUCAAAGCCAAGAAGGUCAAACGCUCCAACGUGUCUCUAUUGGGACCAGUCAUCAAUCUUGAGGGUCAAAUCAAGUUCUACGAAGCUGUGGAAGUGUCAGGAACCCGGGUUCAGGUGGGCGGUUUUGUCAGCAUCACGCCUGAAUUUCCCGAUACUCCUGAUUUCAUUGGACGGAUCGUUUAUCUGUUCGAGGAAGGUGCGGAACAAAUAGCUCAUGUCCGGCAUUUCUGCCGCGGUCAAGACACAGUGCUGGGCAUGACCUCCGACCCAGAAGAACUCUUUCUCACCGACGAAUGCGAGGAUGUAAAUAUCAAUGACCUGGUAGAGGCGGUUGACGUCGAAUACCGACACACUCCAUCUGACUGGGCCCAAUAUUCCAGUAGUGACAUCAUUGAGGUUGCAUGUGAGGAUUUUUGGUACCGUUUCAAGUACCAAGCAAAUUUCGCCCGUUUUGAGUCUAUUGUUGAAAUAGAAGAAAAAAUGCCACAUGACAAACCUCGAUUUUGUCUCACGUGCCAUGUCUUCGACGAAAACUUGUCGAAGAGAACGCCUCGUGUGGUAAAUGGGGCUUUAUCAAUCGACGGUCAUCAUUAUGAAGUUGGAGAUGCGUGUUUGAUCGACCCUGACGCUUUGCCAAUGUCUCAUGUGGAAGUGAAAGUCAAGAAGACGCCAUACACAUCCAAAGAGCAACAAAUCAAAGAUCCGGAAAAAUAUCCCGAAUUUUUUCGAUUCCAGUUUUCGAAGCAAGGUGUUCGACAAUCUAAUGACGAUAAUCCUGAUCCAUUUCGAAUCGGAAUCAUUGAACAUAUCAAUUCCAACCUCCCCGAGGUCCAAAUCAAAAUCAGAAAGAUCCUAAGACCUGAACACACUUUCCAAGACCCUGAAGAGGCCAACCACCAAGACCUGCACUACGUCAUAUACAGUAAUGAAUUCAGCUUUAUAGAAGCCAAAUCCAUCCGAGGGAAGUGCUUUCUGUGUCCGAAAGAAUUGCUCAAAAUGGAUCCAUCUGAAUGGUUUGAAUGUGGGACGAAUAGGUUCUAUUUUGACCGAACCUACAACAGUUUUGAACAAGUUUUCGAAGACCUAGGCCCAGAUGUGAUUGAAAGGUUUUCGAACCUUAAGCAUGCCCAUGAAUCUGGCGCUCUACCUCAAAUUAAUCGACCAUUGAAGACUCUAGAUGUAUUCGCCGGUUGUGGUGGAUUGUCCGUUGGGUUGGAACAAAGCGGCGUGAGUGAUCCAAUUUGGGCAAUUGAGAGUAGUGAAGCUCCCGCCAUUGCCUUCAAGUUGAGUAAUCCAAACUGUACGGUGUUUCAUGAGGAUUGUAAUGCCAUUCUGAAAAACGUCAUGGAUGGACAUACGCACGAUAAUGAAGGCCGCAUGUAUCCGCAGCGCGGCCAAGUGGAACUCAUGUCAGCUGGUCCACCAUGUCAAGGCUUUUCAAGGAUGAACAUCUUCUCUGAGCGUGAGUACAGUCAAUUCAAGAACAGUCUCAUCGCCACAUAUCUCAGCUACUGUGACUAUUACCGGCCCAAGUACGUCAUCUUGGAAAAUGUGAUGAACUUGGCCAUGUUCAAAAAGAACCUAGUGCUGAAACUCUGCUUCAGAGCCUUAUUGAUGAUGGGCUAUCAAUGCACCUUUGGCAUUAUGCAGGCCGGACAUUUCGGAGUGCCCCAAACUCGGCGACGGUGUAUUCUAUUAGCAGCAGCGCCCACGGAAAUCCUACCCAACUAUCCGGCUCCCCGACACGUUUUCGCUAAAUCUGCUUUAGGAGUGAACGUUGAUGAUAAGUUAUUCAAGGCCAAUGUGCCUUACUUGGGCUCAGCUCCAUACCGAACUAUCACAGUUCGAGACGCCAUAGGCGAUUUGCCCCCCAUUCAGAAUGGAGACAAUAUUCUGGAGAAGUGCUACUCACAGCCCCCGCGGAGUCAUUUCCAAAGACGUAUGAGGAAGUCGGAAAUACUCCAAGAUCAUAUCUGUCGCAAGAUGGCCCCGCUCAUCGAGAUGAGAAUGUCCCUUGUUCCGCAAGAACCCGGCUCGGAUUGGCGAGACCUCCCCAACAUUGAAAUCCAAUUGUCAGACGGAACGUUUACGGAAAAGCUCAAAUAUUUGUAUCGGGAUUAUGCGAGUCCCAAAGGCUCUCGAUUAAGAGGGGUUUGCAAGUGCAAUGCGGACAAAACCGUCAAAUGUGAUGGUUUCUCGCAACAAGGUCAAACCAUUAUCCCUUGGUGCCUACCUCACACAGCCAACAGAAAUGGAAAUUGGGCGGGGCUCUAUGGUAGGAUUCAUUGGGACGGUCAUUUCCCCACCACUGUCACUAACCCCGAGCCCAUUUCGAAGCAAGGUCGGGUCCUUCAUCCCAUGCAACAUCGUGUGGUUUCCGUACGUGAAUGUGCUAGGAGUCAGGGCUUUCCGGACGAUUACCAGUUCUACGGGACCAUUAUGGAGAAGCAUCGUCAAAUUGGGAACGCUGUUCCACCUCCUUUGGCUAGAGCAAUCGGAGUGGAAAUACUCCUGUCAAUUGCCAAGAACGUUCAACAUUGUUCAAACUAAAGCUCUACUCGAAGGCAUCCUCCUUUCUUUACAUUGCUAAACGCACUAAUGUUAAUUAUAAGCAUCAAUUGAAUUGAAUACAAUUUGUCUACCCAAGGGACCCUCUAUCCCUUAAACUCGCAA
Molecule: messenger RNA, 3714 nt
Organism: Tigriopus californicus
Lineage: Eukaryota; Metazoa; Arthropoda; Copepoda; Harpacticoida; Harpacticidae
Product: DNA (cytosine-5)-methyltransferase 1-like
Cellular component (GO): nucleus
Molecular function (GO): DNA (cytosine-5-)-methyltransferase activity; chromatin binding
Source: RefSeq, a predicted model, not a curated record